Momordica charantia (bitter melon) is the source of this 1608-nucleotide messenger RNA. Its product is annotated as anthocyanidin 3-O-glucosyltransferase 2. Gene Ontology annotation, molecular function: UDP-glucosyltransferase activity. NCBI's taxonomy places the organism in Eukaryota, Viridiplantae, Streptophyta, Magnoliopsida, Cucurbitales, Cucurbitaceae. The record is from RefSeq and is a predicted model, not a curated record.
UAGCCUCUCUUCUUCUUCUUCUUCUUUGCUUUUUCUGUGCACCAAAAUGAAGAAGUUCGAGCUGGUCUUCAUACCCAUGCCGGGGAUGGGCCACCUGGUAUCCACUGUUGAGAUGGCCAACAUUCUCCUCACUCGUAAUCCUCGUCUCGCCAUCACACUACUCGCCAUUAAAAGCCCCUUCGAUUCCAAAGCUUCUCACUACAUCCAAUCACUCUCUGCUUCCGUUUCCACCAAUUCUCUACGUUUUAUUGUCCUUCCUGAACCACCCCCUCGACAAGAACAGAGUGAAGAUUUUGUGCUGAAGGAAGCACUUGUAAGCUACAAGCUGCAGGUCAGAGAAGCUGUCGCCAAGCUCACUGAAUCUUCUCAGACCCAGCUUGUUGGAUUCGUCUUGGACAUGUUCUGUAUGGCCAUGAUUGAUGUGGCUAAGGAAUUUGAGGUUCCUUGUUAUGCUUUUUACACUUCUGGGGCGGGCUAUCUUGAUUUCAGCUUGCAUCUUCAAGAGCUUUACAGUCAGAACAACAGCAAUGAGGUGGUGCAACAGUUGCAGAAUUCUGAUGUUGAGUUGGGUUUGUUGAGCUUUGUGAAUCCAGUUCCUAGUAAACUCAUUCCUGGUAUCUUUUCAUUUGAGAAGGCUGCCGUUUGGCUUCAUGAACAGGCCAAGAGACUUAGAUCAGAGAUCAAAGGCGUUCUUGUCAAUACAUUUGUGGAGAUGGAACCACAUGUGCUCAACUCCAUGUCGAGUCGCUCCGCGUCGCAACCGAUCCCGCUGUUGUAUCCUGUUGGACCUAUUCUACAGUUGAAAAAAGUUGAUUCUGAUGGAUCAAGUGCGGAUGUAUUGAAGUGGCUCGAUGAUCAACCUCGGUCCUCGGUCGUCUUCCUCUGCUUUGGGAGCAGGGGAAGUUUUGGGAAGGAUCAGGUGGAGGAGAUUGCACUCGCGCUGGAGCGGAGCGGGCUUCGCUUUGUGUGGUCCCUUCGACGACCCCCACCGGAGGGUACGAUCGAGGCGCCAAGCGACUACGCUACCUUUGAAGAUGUGCUGCCGAAGGGGUUUCUCGACCGAACGUCAGAGGUUGGGAGGGUCAUCGGUUGGGCACCGCAGGUGGAGAUAUUGGCCCACCCGGCCACAGGAGGAUUCGUGUCGCAUUGUGGUUGGAACUCGACGCUGGAGAGUAUGUGGUACGGCGUGCCAAUGGCGACAUGGCCAAUGUAUGCAGAGCAAAUGUUCAAUGCCUUUGAACUGGUGGUGGAAUUGGGAUUGGCAGUGGAGAUCACAAUUGAUUAUCAUAAUGAUUUUUGCAAAGAGAAGGCCAGAAUUGUGAGCGCAGAGGAGAUUGAGAGUGGAAUAAAGAGAUUGAUGGAUGAAGAUAAUGAGAUUAGGAAGAAAGUAAAAGCAAAAAGUGAAGAAUGUAGGAAAGCCAUAUUGGAAGGUGGAUCCUCCUUCGUCUCGUUGGGACAUUUUAUAGAUGAUGUUUUGGCCAACUCUCCAAGAGGAGAGUAAAUGAGGGAAGAAAUUAGAUUACAAUACAAAUAGAAAAGGAGAAUUUGGAGAUUUGGGUUACUUUAUCUCAAUGAUGAUAUGUAGCGUAUCGAUCUUUAGAUUUUUAA